AUGAAUCUCACCACCCGCGCUCAGUCAAAAUCGCAGUCACAGUCGCCCAGAGACUCCGCGGCGACACCAACAAGCCAAAAGGACAACUCGCCCCGCCCAUCCAGCGCGAAUCGCAAAAAGUCCUCCGAAAUAGCAGAGACGAAGGCAAAACGCACCCGCACAGGCUGCUUAACAUGCCGCGAAAGACAUUUAAAAUGCGACGAGGCCCUAGGAAGAUGUCUGAAUUGUCGGAAGUCAGACAGGAUUUGCCAUCGAGGUGUUCGCUUAAACUUUAUUGAUAUACAAACUGUUGCGCCUCCGCAUAUCAUUGCGCGGCCCAAGGGUGCAAAGUUGACAUUUCGUGAUGACUCGCGAUUCAUAGCGUCUGAAUAUGUCGGUGGCUUUGAGAGGUAUCCACCACCUCAACCGGAAAGUCCGAUCGAAGAACGACGACAGAUUCAGCAUGAGGCUUUGAAUAUGAUUGGUUCCGAUCAGUUGGAGAGUCUUUUUCAAUCUGUUGCUCACUCGUUUGAUCCGCUUGGAUUUGAUCUGCCGCAGUCUGCUGCAAAUGAUUUUUUGGGCGGGUCGGAUAUUUGGCAUGGUGCCCAUCUUGUGCCGGGAGAUGAACUACUCCCACAUGGCACGUCGAGUUUUUCUCAUAAAUUGGGUUUGAAGCAGUAUAGCCCUGCUUCUUUGGCUGAUCCUGAACAAAUAUAUCUUCUUCAGACUUUCGUAGAAGAUGUCGGUCCUGAUAUGGAUUCAAUGGAUGUAACAAGACAUUUCACACAAAUUUUACCCCUGCAUGCCAUUGAUGAGCCAUUAUUACUCAAAGCAUUUCUAGCUUGCGGCGCUAGACAUAUCUCACUCGUCGAUCCUUCUUUUGGGCCGGAAAAAGCCCAUAAUUAUUACGUGGCAGCCACCCAAGACCUUCUGCAUGCGAUGCGGGAUCCCAACCGCGAUUCAGUAUUAUGUGCUACGGCUGCAUUAAUUCUUAGUACCUACGAAGCGAUGUGUCCGCAGUCAGUAAUGAAACACAUAGCCGGAUCGAGAGCAUUAAUUCGGGAGUGCGGCUGGACUGCAAAAACACCAAGCCUGGGUGGAACAUGUUUCUGGAUCAGUGUGACCAUGGAGCUACUGAGCUGCUUAUACAAAGGUUGGCCUUUAUCCUGGGACCCGGAUACCUGGGGAGUGGAUAUGAAUAUGGCGCAGAACCAACCUUUUUGGAAAGGAGACGAUCACUGGCUGCAUCGUAUCAUCUAUAUCUGCGCAAAAAUCGCCAACUUUCGGGUAGCUAUUCAACACUUGCAGUCUGCUGUUGACACUCGAUCUCGAAAUACUCGACUAAAUGAAGCUGUGCCAGAAUGGAACCAUUACAAUGCGUUGUGUGAACAAUGGAUCACUUCUAUACCGCGGUCAAUGAAGCCACUCUGUCUUCCGCAGCCAUGGCAUGGAUCCAAAUCUGGGUUUCCGAAAACCUGGCUUAUUAAGCGAUCGGCGAUCAUGUCCCAGUUUUUCUAUCACACGGCCUGUAUAAUCUUGGCCGGUAUUCACCCAAUAAAAGGCUCGACCGAGCCAGAGAUGAAAGAAGCACAGCAAUCUAACGCAUAUGAAGUUUGUGGCCUCGCUGCAAACCUGAAAGAUCAAAGCGUAUCAAAUAUAGCGAUCCAUUGCCUUGCCAUUGCUGCAGAGUUGUUAGAAACACAAGCCUCGCGGGAAGAGGCCUUGAGUAUACUCGAUGCGACAACAAAAAACACACAUUGGCAUACUGAGUUGAUCAAGGAAACAUUGAGGCAUCAUUGGGGUUGGUCUCAGCAACCAGGCACUGUGGAUCCAACUCAGAUGCAUACCGAUUUCCAUAAUUUGGAUCCAGAACUUCCGCUCCAUGAAGAUUCGGGCUUCAAUGUUGGAAUAUCCAAUCCUCUAUUCGAUGCUGGUGACUUCUCGUUGGAAGGUAAUCCUUAUCAUGGGUAUUAUGUGCCUCCGAAUCACCAUCAGAUCCUUGAUCAGUAUCAGUAUAACUCUUUUCUUGUUUGA
Molecule: messenger RNA, 2013 nt
Organism: Penicillium angulare
Lineage: Eukaryota; Fungi; Ascomycota; Eurotiomycetes; Eurotiales; Aspergillaceae
Product: Zn(II)2Cys6 transcription factor
Exons: 3
Coding region: 1-2013 (670 amino acids)
Biological process (GO): positive regulation of transcription by RNA polymerase II
Cellular component (GO): nucleus
Molecular function (GO): zinc ion binding; DNA-binding transcription factor activity, RNA polymerase II-specific; transcription cis-regulatory region binding
Source: RefSeq, a predicted model, not a curated record